AUGGCUCAGGAAAAGACACAAGACGUCAAAAUUAUCGUGGCUGGUCUUCCACGCACUUCAACAACAAGUCUCAAAAAAGGCCUCGAGAUUCUUGGUAUCAGCCCAUGCUUCCAUCUCGGUGAUCCUCCAGCUCCCAUUGCACGCGUCAAGGAGAGUGCCCGCGUACUCGCUAUCCAAGACCGCAAUGAGAGACUCAAGGCACUCAAGAAGCUCUAUGAUGGCUUCGAGGCCGUCUUUGAGCCGCCUGCCAGCACAUUGGUCGACGACAUGCUGACAAUCUACCCCAACGCAAAGGUCAUUCUAUCUGUACGCAAAAAUCCCCAGGUCUGGCUUGCUUCCUACCACGGAUUGGGCAUCGAUCUGCGCUCCUCUUGGUAUCGCAUCCUCGGGUAUUGGGUUCCUGGGGUAAUCCAUUCGAGCGAUCUCUUCGUUGCCUGGGACAAGUUCUAUUCUACAAAGUUUGGCCUAAAGCAGGUUCCCUGCGAGGAGCUGUACAAUAAGCACAACCAGUGGGUACACGACAUGGUGCCGCCUGGCCAACUCCUUGAGUACCAACCAAGCAUGGGAUGGGAGCCCUUGGCGGAAUUCUUGGAUAAACCUGUACCUGUGGGUCAGUCUUUUCCACGUGUGAACGAAGCUGCCUUUCUACGGAAUGUCAAGAAGACUGCCAUGGCUGUAGGAUCAGUAAUGUGGCUCUGUUUAUUUGCCGGCUUGUAUUUCGGCGCCUGCUUUGCUUGGCGCAAGUACGCUUACUUGUUAUAG
This is a messenger RNA of Fusarium pseudograminearum CS3096, 762 nucleotides long. RefSeq lists its product as uncharacterized. The coding region runs from base 1 to 762 and encodes 253 amino acids. The record is from RefSeq and is a predicted model, not a curated record. NCBI's taxonomy places the organism in Eukaryota, Fungi, Ascomycota, Sordariomycetes, Hypocreales, Nectriaceae. The transcript is spliced from 3 exons.